This is a messenger RNA of Oryza brachyantha (malo sina), 972 nucleotides long. RefSeq names its product transcription initiation factor IIB-like. Lineage: Eukaryota; Viridiplantae; Streptophyta; Magnoliopsida; Poales; Poaceae. Gene Ontology annotation, molecular function: TBP-class protein binding. The transcript has a single exon. The record is from RefSeq and is a predicted model, not a curated record. Gene Ontology annotation, biological process: DNA-templated transcription initiation; transcription preinitiation complex assembly. Gene Ontology annotation, cellular component: transcription preinitiation complex; nucleus. The coding region runs from base 1 to 972 and encodes 323 amino acids.
AUGUACGGCUGCGCCGACGUCGUCCGCUACUGCCAAGGUUGCCAGCGCGACACGUCCAUGGUGCUCGACCACGCCACCGGCGACGCCGUCUGCAUCGACUGCGUGCUCGUGCUCGGCGGCGCCGGCGCCGACGCGUGCUCCCAGCCGCGGUGGCGCGCCGGCUCCGCCAGAGACAGCGUGAAGGGUGGCGAGGAGGUGGUCGCAGCCGCUGACGCUGACGGUGGCGCCAUUGCGUUGCCCGUCACCCCGCCCGCUGACGCUGGCUCGGCGGCUCCAUCGAAGACGACGCGUGCCGCCGCGGUGCCGAAGAUGCGCGGCGCCCUCCCGGACAUGAGCAAGGUGCUCGCCGAGGGGUUUGACGCCAUCGCCAGCAUGGCGCGCCGGCUCUGGCUGCCGGACGUUGUCAGCUACCGCGCGAAGGAGGUGCUGAGGAAGCUGGAGGAGGCCAGGGCGUGGCCCAAGGGACGGGGCAGCAGAGACGCUCUCUACGCGGCGUGCCUCCACACCGCGUGCCGCGCUGAGGGCUCGCCGCGGACGCUCAAGGAGCUGGCCGCGGUGACGCCCGACUCCGCGGCGACGAAGAGAGAUAUCGGCAGGUUCAUCAACGCGAUCAAGAGGCACCACCUGGGGCAGCAGGAGGAGGCCAGCCGGGAUCACGUAGACACGAGGAGCGGCGGCGGAGUGGUGGUGCGCGCCGGUGACUACCUGCUCCGCUACGGGGAAGCGGUCGGGAUGAGCGACCACGAGGUGGCCGCGGCGCGAAGCGCGGCGAGAAGGCUGGACGAGAGCCUCGACGUGCGGCGCAACCCGCAGUCCAUCGCGGCCGCCAUCAUCUACAUGGCCGUGCAGCGCUCCGGCGACGGCAGGGGCAAGAGCGUCCGCGAGGUGUCCGCCGCCACCGGCGUCAGUGAAUCCACCAUCAAGGACGCGCACAGGGACCUGUGCCCGCACGCCGCCCUGCUCUUCCCCUGA